Heterocephalus glaber (naked mole-rat) is the source of this 951-nucleotide messenger RNA. Its product is annotated as olfactory receptor 1165. Gene Ontology annotation, cellular component: membrane. Gene Ontology annotation, biological process: G protein-coupled receptor signaling pathway. Gene Ontology annotation, molecular function: olfactory receptor activity; G protein-coupled receptor activity. The record is from RefSeq and is a predicted model, not a curated record. Lineage: Eukaryota; Metazoa; Chordata; Mammalia; Rodentia; Bathyergidae.
AUGCUGCUUCACUUGGGAAAUCGGAGCUAUGUGACCUCGUUCGUCCUGGUGGGGUUCUCAGAUUACCCCCAGCUCCAGGUGGCCCUCUUCCUGGUGUUCCUGGCCAUCUACACAGUCACUCUGCUGGGGAACUUGGGCAUAAUUGUGGUCCGGAAACUCAAUCCCAAACUUCACACGCCCAUGUACUUUUUCCUCAGCCAUCUUUCCUUUUUGGAUAUUUGUUAUUCGAGUGUGUUUACCCCCAAACUCUUAGAGAUCCUGGUCGUGGAGGAAAGAACAAUCUCUUUCAGAGGGUGCAUGGCACAGUUUUUCUUUGGCUGUGCCUGUGUGUUCACGGAGAUGUUCAUGUUGGCAGUGAUGGCCUAUGACCGGUUCAUGGCUGUCUGUAACCCCCUGCUCUACACAGUGGCCAUGCCUCCUAAGCUCUGUGCUGUCCUGGUGGCAGGAACUUACAUGUGGGGUGUACUCUGUUCCUUGACAAUCACGUAUUCUCUUGUGCAGUUGUCCUACUGCGAGUCCAGCAUCAUCAACCACUUUGGUUGUGAGUACUCUGCUGUCCUGGAUGUGUCCUGCUCCGACCCCUCCUUCAGCCAGAUGAUAUGUUUAAUAAUUUCUAUACUGAGUGAGGCCUGCAGCCUCCUGAUCACCCUUGCCUCCUAUGUGGUCAUCGUGGUGACUAUCGUCAGGAUGCCCUUCAAGGGUGGACUCCAAAAAGCCUUCUCCACCUGCACCUCCCACCUAAUGGCCAUCAGCAUCUUCCAUGGCAUCCUCCUUCUCCUCUACUGUGUGCCCAGCUCCAAGGGCUCCUGGCUGCUGGUCAAAGUGGCCACUGUGCUUUAUACAGUAGUGGUUCCCAUGCUGAAUCCCCUCAUCUACAGCCUCAGGAACAAGGAUGUUAAAGACACGAUCAGGAGGCUAAUAAAUCCCAAACUGCAUUGUCAAUCCACAUAA